Messenger RNA from Ooceraea biroi (clonal raider ant), 2623 nucleotides. RefSeq names its product leucine-rich repeat-containing protein 15. Gene Ontology annotation, molecular function: protein binding. The record is from RefSeq and is a predicted model, not a curated record. NCBI's taxonomy places the organism in Eukaryota, Metazoa, Arthropoda, Insecta, Hymenoptera, Formicidae.
CUUAGUCUCGUAAACAUGCAGGAGAUUACAAACAAAAGCGUAGAACGUCUCUUACACAAGAGUCUCAUGUGGGAGCCGCACGAACAUAGUCGUUUAACAGCGACGUCACGUGACCUUACUUCGUCAUCUAACUAUCGACACGGCUCGACCGGUGAAAGAUCGAACAUCGAGAUCUUUUUCAUGUCAUGUAUGGAAGCACGGCAAGGCGCAUUUAAAAAAGGGUUAAUAUCGUCGCGCAAGCGCAUGCACGAUAAUGCGGUCACGUCUCCGCGCCGUACUGUUGCGAUUACAAUGGUGAAAACGGCGUUCUGGCUGCUUGCGGUAUGCUUGGUCACUACGGUGUUCGCCAUAAACGAGGAGCUGUUGGAACAAGAAUGUCCCGUGGAUUGUCACUGUCAUUAUUUCCGUGUCAACUGGGUGACGGAUUGUUCGGACAGCAAUCUGACGACCAUCCCGUACACCGAGCUCAGCCACGACGUCUACAUCUUGGACAUGAACGAUAACAACAUCGCAAAUGUCGGCCCGUUUCCGAGCUCGAUCAAACUGAGGCGCUUUCAAAUGGCACACAACCAACUCACCGAACUGACAUACGAAUCUUUCGCCGGAUUAACGUAUCUCUUGGACGCUGAUUUCUCGUACAAUGCCAUCACACGAGUAGAUCCCGAAGCAUUCCGGGACAGCCCGGGCCUGAUUACCUUGGAACUUCAACACAAUCCUUUGGACGAGGUCGAGGGACACUUUCUGAAUUGUCGCACAUUGCUGUACCUCGAUUUGGAUUCGUGUGGUAUUCGCCACCUCAACACGCGCUUCUUCCACAACACGACAAAUCUGAAUAAGCUCGAUCUGUCGCACAAUCCUCUGCAGAGGAUAGAGCCGGGUCCCUUUGAUCAUCUAACAAAUUUGGAGUAUCUCAAGCUGAACGGAUGCAACCUGACCUACAUAUCGCCCGAGGCAUUCUCCCAUCUCGAGAAUCUGCGGCAGCUCGAAAUAGCCGAAAAUGAAUUGAAAACAUUGAAUUGGCAGAGCGUUCUCGCACCAUUGGUGCGCUUGGAGCAUUUAGACAUCCGCAAUACCGGUAUCACGAAUUUACCGGGUGACGCCUUCGGCAGGAACCUGUAUCUCCGACAACUAGUGCUUGCCGACAACGAACUGUGGCAUUUGGACGUCGAGGAUACGCUCGGCCACAACCUGCACAGUCUUCAAUCCCUGGACUUGUCGAAUUGCAAUUUGCAGGAUCGGCUGUCCGAGGAAGCUUUCACGAACGCGAGCAAACUACGUGUGCUCAAUCUGAGCGGUAACCCGAUGUUCGCCAGCGACCUGACCGCCGUUCUUCGGCAUUUACCGAAACUUCACAAGCUCUCUCUGAGCAACUGCAGCCUUCGUAGGUUGCCAAAUGCCUUCGACGUGUUCGAGCACCUUGAGGAGCUCGAUAUCUCCCAUAAUCCACUGUCUGAUGCGUUCGUCAGUCUUCUUAAUCCAUUGAGAUCUCUGGAAUACUUGGACAUGUCUUAUUGCGGCCUCGGUUACGUCGGAAAUAAGACCUUCGCACAGAUGACUUCCUUGAAGCAGUUGAUACUCUCAGGAAACGAACUUCACACAUUGGAAGAGGGACUGUUUGCGAAUCUGACGCGUCUGGAGAGCCUGGAGCUCAAUAAUUGCGACCUCAAGAUACCCGUUGAUCCGAAGGUAUUUGGUGAUCGCCAAUCGACGGACAUAAUGGAACUUAGAGUCAGUGGCAAUCCGCUGGUCGUGCCCAACGAAGGCUCGCUGCUACCGCCGCAUCUCUCGAAUUUGGAGAUUCUCGAUUUGAGCAACUGCGGCAUCUCGCAUCUGAAUGAGGACAUAUUCGCCACGACAAAUAAUCUUACUCAAUUGAAUCUCUCAGGAAACAUCAUCUCGGGUGUGGAGAAUCUGAGCUCUCUAAAGAAACUGCGCGCGCUGGAACACGUCGAUCUCAGCAACAACAACUUGCGCACGAUCCAUCCGAGGGUAUUCAAAUCAAACCCGCAUUUGCUCUCGAUCAAUCUUAUGGGGAAUCCGUUUGUCUGCAAUUGCUCGCUCGCCGAGACCUGGGACUGGGCGGUGCAAGAGAAGGGCGAUCUCCACGUGCUCGUUGGCAGUCAACCGGCCAAUUUCGAAACCGGCUCUGUGAAGCGAAGGAAAAAUCUCUCCUGCGCCUACGACGAGCAGACUUAUCGGAAUAUGAUAGAUGAGAACCAGGCAGCUACGAAACGCAAGCAUUAUCCCAGUCAGUUUACACCUUCUCGCACUUGGGCCAAGUACGUUCGCGAAUCCAAUUGCAAUCGUUUAUGAUACGCGGCGGCCAAACAUCAACACCCUGUAUAUAUGCACAUUGUAUGUGUAUUGCCUCCUAUUGUAUAUAGUGUUAUAAUAAUCCGUAUUUAUCAAUGAAACAAUAUUUUUGUCCAUGGCAGUAAAAUAGUCAAGUGUUAGGCAAGUGUUGGAAAGAUCAGUUGCCAAUGAUUUACAUUGAAUGGAGAAAAUUACAAAAAAAACUCAGAAUACAGUUAAAUUCGUUAAAAAUAAGAUUUUUGUACCUAUAUAAAAUUUACGAUCCACAUUCACUAACCGGCUAAUAGCAAAUAAAUUACAUUAAUUAUUU